UCUACCACGCCACGCAGACGAGACACACCUACAACAGCAUCGCAUUGAUAUCAAUCUGAAGAUUGAAUGUGAUUCAAAGACAAUGAAUUUUUAUUUCAUUGUGUUAGUGGUGUUUUUGCCAACUGUGUAUGGGGCAUCGGAUCUAGUAAUGGUGAAAUAUGCCAUUACUGCCCCCGAAAAGCCUGUGUUCACAGAAAAGAGCAGCAGCACGAUGAUCACAUUCGACCUGGAAGUGAAGAACACCGGUGACGCUUUGGACGCUGCUGAAAAUGGCCACUUUACGGCUGAAGUAUUUCUCUACGACCAAUCAGAGUCGGCGACAGAGACAUCAUGUGGUUUUACGACAACUAUUCCAGAGGGUGAGUCCGGACGUGAUUUAGUGAAAGGUCCGAUCACUACACAGGGCACAAUCAAUGUACAGGGGAUUACAUCUACGGUUAACAUCACUGGGUGUGCGGCAAACUGUAAAGCCUACGAAUUCCUGUGUGUAGUACUGAAACCUGCAGCCGCUGACGAUGACGCCACCAACAACGGUUACUGUCUUCCUUUUGGGACAGCGCCCCCUGCAGGUGCAGGCAGCAAAAAAUGCAGUAGUGCGGGUAAUGGCACUGCUGGCUUUCUAGAUCUCACUGUGGUAUCUGUAUCCUGUCUCCUAUCACUGGUGCUCGUUUGGACAAAAUAGCACGAUCCUCCUGAAAAUGACGUCGAUCGUGCUGAUUUUUUCUUACUUUUGAUGUUUAUUACGUUCAUUCAUUAAUAUCAUACUUUGGGGGAAGUAUAAUGUGUUUAUUCACUCAAAGCAGCAGUCUUGUCACAAAUCUGGCACAUGAUCAAGACCUCGGCCGAAAACUGUGGCAGGACUGGGUGGAAUUUCACGUUAUGGACGUAGAGGACGUCACUUACCGCCAACCUCGAUCAUGACAACUGAACUCAACUUUUAAUUCUACG
Molecule: messenger RNA, 948 nt
Organism: Saccoglossus kowalevskii
Lineage: Eukaryota; Metazoa; Hemichordata; Enteropneusta; Harrimaniidae
Source: RefSeq, a predicted model, not a curated record